CAUUAUACAGUUCCUCUUGCAAUUUGCAACGUUUAGUCUCCGCAAUCAUCAAACUCCCUGCUAGGCCUCACCAAUUUAAAUUUGCUACCCUAUACCAGUAUACCAACAAUCAUGGCCCCCUCAACAAUGAUCCAUAACCAUCUUCCAACAGCUCUCAACACCGACGUUAACCGGAUUUCUGCUAUCCGUGCUCAUCAGGAAGUUGUUUUUCAUCACCCCAAAGUUAAUACGGCAUCGAGUGGGGGUGCUCGACGUCUGGCUGAAUCAAUAUCAAACCUUCUCCAUCUCCAUAUAGAAACCCCUUCAAGGAAAAACCUUCAACACUCUAAUUGGGAUUUGUUUUAUGAAGAGAAACAUAAUACCCCGACAACUUCUCCCAAGGAGGUGAUUGCUGAUAAAUGGAGGGACAUUCAUGGUUCUGUGGAUUGGGAAAAUGUUUUAGACCCACUUCACCCUUGGCUACGGCGAGAAAUUGUCAAGUAUGGAGAGUUUGCUCAAGCAACUUAUGAUGCCUUUGAUUUUGACUCCUUUUCGGAGUUCUGCGGCAGCUGCAGAUACAAUCGUAACAAGCUUUUUGAUAAAUUAGGCCUUGGUAAAAAUGGUUACAAGGUGAUCAAGUACAUCUAUGCCAUGUCACACAUCGAGAUGCCACAGUGGCUGGAAAGGUCACACCUGAUGGACACGUGGAGCAAAGAUUCCAACUGGAUGGGUUAUGUGGCUGUUAGCGACAAUGAGGAGUCACGUAGGAUCGGACGAAGAGAUAUUGUCGUUGCCUGGCGGGGGACGGUGGCACCAUCCGAAUGGUACGAGGAUUUUCAAAGGAACUUGGAACCAAUAGGGAUUGGAGAUGCUAAAGUUGAACAUGGAUUUCUUAGCAUUUACACUUCCAUGAGUGAAUCCACGAGAUACAACAAGUCAAGUGCUUCGAAGCAAGUCAUGGAAGAAGUGACAAAGCUUGUGCAAUUCUACCAAGGAAAUGGCGAAGAAGUGAGUUUAACAAUAACCGGGCAUAGCUUGGGUGGUGCAUUGGCUCUGCUCAAUGCCUAUGAAGCUGCAGCCAGUCUUCCAGACCUUCCUGUGAGCGUGAUUUCCUUUGGUGCACCUAGAGUUGGCAACAGUGCCUUCAGGGAUGAGCUUGACGGAUUAGGAGUCAAAACAUUAAGAGUGGUGGUUAAGCAAGAUUUAGUCCCUAGAAUGCCAGGGAUUGUUUUCAAUGAGAGUUUACAAAGGUUUGACGAUAUAACGGGAACAUUGGAAUGGGUUUACACCCAUGUAGGAGCUGAAUUGAGGCUGGAUGUUAGUUCAUCACCUUACCUCAAGCGUGGAUUCAAUCCAUUGGGAUUUCACAGCCUUGAGACAUACCUUCACCUUGUCGAUGGGUUCCACAGUGCAGACUCUACAUUCCGAUCUGAAGCUCGUAGGGAUGUUAGCUUGGUUAAUAAGGCGUGUGAUUUGUUGGUGGAUGAACUAAGGAUCCCUCAUUUCUGGUACCAAUUGUCCAACAAAGGAUUGGUUUGUAAUGAACAUGGCAGAUGGGUUAAACCAAGAAGAGACCCUGAAGACAUUCCCUCACCAACAGGAGAAGCAUGUGAUUAUGCCCUCAAAAUUGAGGGGCAGGAAAGUUAUCAAAUGUUGUACGCAAGCUAAACACAUAAUUAUUCCAGAAAUGCAAAGCAUUUUUUCUUUUUC
This is a messenger RNA of Theobroma umbraticum, 1689 nucleotides long. The record is from RefSeq and is a predicted model, not a curated record. Lineage: Eukaryota; Viridiplantae; Streptophyta; Magnoliopsida; Malvales; Malvaceae.